Momordica charantia (bitter melon) is the source of this 3963-nucleotide messenger RNA. RefSeq names its product serine/threonine-protein kinase ATM. NCBI's taxonomy places the organism in Eukaryota, Viridiplantae, Streptophyta, Magnoliopsida, Cucurbitales, Cucurbitaceae. The record is from RefSeq and is a predicted model, not a curated record.
UCCUCUAUUUAUUUUGAAGAAAAAUAAGAGAGAAGGAUGAACAAGCCGACUUUUAGGAUCGAUUCGUAUCGUAGUCACCGUUCAUCCGCAGCGUAAGUCUCCUUGGUCGGCUUCGUUGAUGGUGGGGUUUUGAUGAUUUGGGGGAGACUUGUGUAGAGUUGGAAUGGAAGACCCCAAAACCCCAGAAACCCUAAAAGCCCAAAGCCCUUCCAAUGAAAUCAGCGAGGAGAUUUCUGGGUUUUCUGGGUUGGUCGAUUUGAGUGGAGGCUUGACGGUGGAGAUUCCGCUGGCUGAAAAUGGCGGAGCGGUUAGUGUUUGCAGUAACGAUGGUGAGAUUAGCAAUGUCGUCGAAUUGAGGAACGAAGAGGUUGAAGAUGGGAAGGGAAUAGAGGGCACUGAGAGAAGAACAAUUUUGGAUGGUGGUGCCGGUGCCGGUGCCGGUGCAGUAGCUGAUGCUGAAGACGACGGUGGUUAUGGUGGUGGGGCUGCGGCUGCGGCUGAGGAUGACCAGAAUAAAGGCAACGCGGUGGAAUUGAAUGGUGUUUCUACAGCUAAGGAUAUGGAAGUUUCUGGAGAUGGCAUAUCACUUACAGUGGACUUCUCGAAUAUCCAGCCAGAAGAACCUGAACUUUCCAAGUCCAUGGGGGCAGAAGAGAUGUCGAAAGAAGCUGAAGAAGAAGCGCGGAUUAUUGAAAAUGGUGGAGGAUACAGUUUUUCAGUUGGUGAUGUGAUAUGGGUCAAGACCAAAAGUCAGACAUGGUGGCCUGGAAAGAUAUAUGAACCCUCAGAUGCUUUGAAAAGUGAUGAAAGUGGCCAGAGUGAUGGUCUAUUAGUUGGCUAUUUUGGGAGCAGCCAUAUGACAUGGUGUUCUCCAUCUCAGUUGAUGCCGUUUGUUGAAAACUUUGAGCAGAUGUCUGCGAAAUACAAGUCUCGAAGCUUCCUUGGAGCUGUAGAGAAAGCUGUGGAUGAGUUUGGCAGGUGCGUGAAGAUGGAGAUGACAUGUUCGUGUAUUUCGGAAGGAAACCACCCAUUAGAAGGUGAUGCUGGAUCGAAGGAAGUAACUUCCCUGCCUAGGCGCAAGUCGGGUUUCCUUGCUAAGUAUUCUGUUGAUCAGUAUGAACCCGAAACAUUCCUAGCACGUGUUAACAGUCUUGCACAGAUUGUUUGCCUAUGUGGAGCACUAGAGUUGAGUAUCCUAUACAAUCAAUUAGCAGCUUUUCAAAGCUCAAUUGGGCACCAGCAAUUGCCUUUGCAUCAACUCUUGGAAACUCAUGAUCCUGAAGACGAUUUGGUGGGCGAAUCAGUGAGAAAAAGCAAAGUUCGUGUUACAGCAGGAGAUGAUGAAGAGGAGGUAGAAGGCGGCACGCAGAGCUCACCAUUAGAGACACUAUCCGUAGGAUCAGAUGUUGUACGCGAAAAUAUGGAAGGGAAGAAUGGAGAUCCAGGUAAGGUACUAGAUGGAAGCAUGGAAGUUGGAAAAAGGAGCUCCAGAAGAAAGGCAAUUGUUAAUGGAGGAAUAAAAUCAAGAUCUGCGAAGAGAAAAGGAAGUGACAAAUUUGAAGAUCUUGAAUCUAGUAAAUUGGAUUCUUCAAUCAAGGGGGAGGUGAUGAGUCCAACAACAGAUGAAAGCAAGGAUUCUGUUGUAGGUAACUUUGAUGAUGGGAGCAAAGGGAUGUCUGAAAAGAGAUCUGAGACGCGAGAGCGGAAGAAGAGCAAGUAUUUGUCUUUUCCAUACAUAAACUGGGGGCAGAAAGGUAUGCCAGCUGAAACAGAAGAUAUCAAGGCUCUUAAAAUUUCUGGCGAAGGUGAGGAUGAAAAUGCAGUCGAGGGCCAGAAUGAAACCCCUUUGCUAUCUAAAUGCAGUGGCAAGUUCUGGAAGAGGUGGUACCGGAAUAUUACCAGUGGGAGUGAUGUUGCUGAUAAUCAAGAGUUGAUGAGUGUAUCACCAGCUGAGUUUCUCUCUGAGCUUCAUUUUACUGCUGUGAAUUGCCUUUAUCCAAACGAAAAUAACAACUUCAAUGCGGUUGCUCAGUUCUUUUCCAGAUUUAGAAUUUUGAUGUUUCAUGAUGAAUCUGUCAAUGCUGGUCAAAAUGAUGCGAUGGCGGCUGAUUUAUUUUUUCUUGGGGGAAAGGUGUCCGAGGUUAAGAAUCCUUCUUCUGCUGCUAAAUCUGGGUUAAAAAAAAGAAGUCAGACAAGUUCCAUAACGAAGAAGGAAGAGAUGAAAUCAUCCAAACCAAUCCCUGAUGAUGCAGAUUUGACUGAAAAAGCUGAAACAUGCCCUGCAGGAGAUGCACAGAAUAAAAGUCCGAUGACUUCCAAUGCUAGGCCAAGAAAAGAUAGAGAAACCUUGGGGGGGAGAUUGAAGACCAAAUCCCUUUCUGCCUUAUCAGACGUGAACAUUAACGCUUCUUCCAGUAGCUUACUCACAAAAGAUUCACCAGAGAUUGGACCUCGCUCACCCAAUGGUUUAACAAAGCGGAGGAAGAGAAAGAACGAUGGAUCGCACCCUCAGAAUAAACAAUCAACGGAAAUACCAGAUUUAAAUGGAAGUGGUUCUGUAGCUGGGUUGUUGGUGGAAGAUCAGCAGGCUGUGAGCCAUGUUGCUUCCCAACAGAAAUCUGAGCCAAAGAAGAGAAGGAAACUUGGAGCUGCUAAGGAGCAUUCAAAGGCAUCUACUGAAGUAAAAAAUGUGAAUAAUAGCAAUAAGCCUGGUUCGUUCUUCAUUGAUCUACAGGUCACAGCUCCACAACCACUUGGAGUAAUUCCAGAGAAAAAUCAAGUGAAUUUUGCUGGAGUGCCCAACCAGCCAGUGAAAGACCAGACAAUAGGCCAGGAUCAGAGCAAGGGUGGGGGCAAARAGAGGAAGAGGAAGGAGAAACCACCGUUGGGGGAUCCAAAGAUCAACUUAUCUUCUGAUAUACCAGAUUUAAACGGAAUGGGUAUUGAAUCUAGCCAGGGGAAGGAAUCACAGUUGGCUAACAGCCUUCCGCAGCAGGCUAAACCCAAGAGGAGAAGGAGGAGAAAAGGCGAAGCUAGUUUGGACCACCAAAAACCUUCUGACAGCAGACCAUAUAUUUAUAAUAGAGUUGAAACUGAUGGAGAAGGAUUAGGAUCUCUUCUUCUCUUGACUUUCUCUGCAGGGGUUCCCUUACCUUCCCGGGAGCAGUUUAUUACUACGUUUAGCCAGUUUGGAUCAUUGAAGGAAUCAGAGAUACAGUUGAAGGAUUCAACUGCCGAGAUAGUUUUCCUACGAAGCGCUGACGCUAUGGAAGCAGUUCGGAGUUUAAAGAAGAACAAUGUUUUUGGCCCAACUCUUCUAAAAUACCAGCUUUAUCAUCUCUCAGCUCCCCCCAGGACGUCGGACUCGGACCGGGCUUGCACAGCGCUAGCCUAUCCUGCUUCUGAGGGCACUCUGAAUCCAUCAAAGUCUGCUGAAUUAGGGUCUCAAGUGGGUGAGGCACCGCCCAUAGACUUUAUAAGGAAGAAUCUUCAGAUGAUGACAUCAAUGCUGGAGAAGUCGGGAGAUAAUCUCUCCCCAGACAUGAGAGCCAAAUUGGAGAGCGACAUUGAAGGCCUUCUCAAGAAGGUGAGUUCCAUGGCGGGUUCUUCCUCAACAUAGAAAGGAAGUCGGAACCAUUGUGGAUUAUCUUUGACCAGGUUCUAUCAAGCCCUCCUCGUUAGUCUUGUUGAUGUAUCGUAGGUGUAGUUUAUAUAUUCGACGACUCGAAUAUUAACCUGUGCGAUUCGUGGAGCUUUUCGUUUUUAUUAGUGCUUUUAGUUUCCCUCCCUUUUUCUUCUUUGGUUACAGAAUCGUAUAAGCAAUGUGGAGCCUUUGUUGUAUUUCAUGAGAUGAAUUUGGCGGCGACCACCUUUAUUUAGUCUCAUACUUUUGACGAUCUUGUUCCUUGUGUUGGCAAGGGAUUUAGCCAUAAAUUUAACUUGUGAUUCUGCGCUUCUUUCGCA